AGAUACGCCUUUUCACGCAAGAAAAGGUGACUCACUCUUACUUUGGAAGAGAAGAGGAAAAAGGUACAAAAAGAACAAGUUCUAGGUCAAAGCCUGACCUUGCUUGAAAGGAACUUCAGGAUAAAUGGCUAUGCAGACAGGAGCACUUGGAAACAAGAAGGCGGAGCCUGUGAAGAUUAAUCAUUAUCACGUUUUGCGAUGACGUCAUCACUGCAAAUGCUGUCGUGAUAAGAUGAGAAUCUUGUGGCUGGGAAGGAAGUGGACGUAAAAAGGAUAUGCAUUCUUUAGUUUCUUAAAAAGGCCUGACGGCGCAUAAGAGACUGAAAUGCGCCGUUUUCUUCGGAGUACGGGCAAGAGGGAUUCAGCACGAUGAUAUCGGCGAGACCGAAGAGCCGCAGGCACGACUUGAAACGAAGUCACUUUCUUUGUUCCGUCUUGAAUAGCGGAGAUUCCGAUGCUUUGAAAUUUGUUAGACGCAGGCGGACACAGCGGUGGAUUUCUCGGCUUCUUGUAGUAACAGCUUCUGCAACAUCAAGGACAGCGGUUGUCGCCAAAGACAACAACAAAAACGUUGAAUUCGAUCUCGGCAGGAGGAGCACUGUUGAGAACCCGUCUUCCAUCUCCGGCGAUGUCAGGAGAAGAAGUACCACACCAGUUGGCUCAAAAAUCGACGUCGACAUUACUCCUGAAGGCCCUUCCUUUCCAGCGCGCCGUGUGGAAGAGCGUAGCUCUUCGGAGGAAGACGACCCCGGUUUUUUGGGACACGACGAGGAUGCUACCUAUUUACAAAAGACGGUUGAAGACAAUGUUGAGGCGGAAUCGAGUGAAGCGGGAGAAGCUAGAAUCGAGAAAAGCAUUCAUCACCCCCCCACGUCAACAGAAGAGCAACAUCAAAGUGGGCCACGACAAAAUGAACAUAGUGGUGGUAACCGCCAAGAAGAAUAUCAACAGGAUCCGCUUGGAAAACCUGCACACCAAGACGCUACUCGGAAUGAGCAGGUCGUUCGAAGCUCAAUUUCUUCCUCAUCAGAGGGUGCAACGGAGAGCAGGACCACAGGAAGUAGUGAAGAAAGAGUAUCUUCGUCAACACCAUCAGUAUUGUACGUUGCGAAUAGCACGACAAAAAGAAGUGCUAGAGCUAGUAGACCAAAAAAACAUCUUCGAAGCGAGGUCGACCACGACGAAAAUCAUGUUGUUCAACAGGAGGAUGUUAGAACCUCUGCUAACGAAGAGGAUGAGCAGGCAGAAGACGAGGAUCUUAUCGAACAUAGAAGAAAAGCAGAUACAUCAAGAGUCCCAACUAGCUUGGAAGAUGGCAAAGGGGAGAACACAAAUUCUGGCGCGACAACGGCGAGUGUGGAGGAGCCUAGGCAAACGAAGGGGGAAUCCGAUGUGGAGGAGGUCGUCAGAAACAAUGAAGAGUUUGACGGAGCGGAUCCGGAUGCUUCGACGCAACCUUGGGGAGAAAAAGAAAAAGCGAGAAUGCGACCACACAACAAGGAAACAACCUCAGGUGCCCGAGCUUCAGCGUCAACUAGAAGAGGAACGAGUCGUUCCUCUUUCACUGUGAUGGAAAGAGAAGCGUCCGCGAGCGCUGGCGCUGUAACAGAAAGUGCUUCAUCUGACACUAAGAAAAAUGAAAAAAGACAAGGAAUAGCGCAGUCUUCCCUCUCAAGCGUCAUCAAAAGCGAUCCAGAGGAAGAGUCACGAAUCAUAUUAUGGCAAGUGCUGAACCUGCAGCUGCAGCUGGUCUUACUUGUUGCACGUAACAUUGAAUCUCAGAUUGAAUUUCGUUUUGAAGAUACGAAUAUCGAUAUUACUACGGUCUUUUCUCCCCGCGGAAGUACGUACACAAGCUGUAGUCGAAUGGGUUCAAGAAAUUGAAAUGUGGUGAAGACCUACAGCUGCUCUAAGGGUACUCGAUGGAGUAAAGCAGCCCAGCGAUCGGCUGCGGAAAGGUUCACCUUGGCAGCAAUGGGGAACCUUCGGGCGAAUGGGAACCUAUUAUAUGAGCGAUCCGAUGCCUGCGGGCGCUUCGGCUUCGGCCUCUAUGUUCGACAAUGGUACAUUUCAGAGUAGAAACCCUAAAUUAUCUGAGUUUCAGUUUCAGCACAACGAACUCGUAGUAGUAGUAGUAGUACGUAUGCGACUGAUGUGAAAGAAUGUCGUGCUUGAAUUUUUGCGUGCGCGUAAGAAGUUCCAUAACAAUUAAAGCGGGCUGAUGCUGAAUUCUUUAACAAAAAAUUGUAGUGAAGGUACGGCACAUGUAUGAUGCCCGAAAAUGUAUGACGCCAAACCAUGAAGGCGCAGCUUUAGCAAAGAACUGAUAAAGUAGAUACAUCAUCAACAUCAUGCUCUGCCCUGUUCUGUGUAGUCUCGACAUGACGCGUCUUUCAUGGCAGUUAACUCUUCUUUCGUCAUUCUAUCCUUUGCAGGGGCACCCGAUUACAGCUGUAUUUUAUCCUAUCCAUCGUCGAUCCUACUCUUCUACAACGAACCAGACACAUCCGACUAUUCCUCCUAUUGUACAACCAGAUAAUUUCAAAUCGAAAAACGGCUUUGUGGGCGAACAAAGUGAAGCUGUGCUAAUGUCGUGGGACAAGAAGGACACAGAAGAAGCCCUAGCAGAAGAAGAGCUGGCUGCUGCAGGAACGGAAACACCGGAGAUCAACGACUUCCUUGUCCUGCAGCGUCUAGCUGUGAAUUAUCCGAAAGACGAGGAGGACACCAAGUCAAAUACACUGAUUAUGGACCACCCUCUGAUCAAAUACUCACUUUGGCCCAGCAUGUGUGUGUAACAAAAACAAACUAGCUUCAUAUAACAUAGAGAUAAGUUAUCAUAGUUAGGUGAGGCACACGCAUGACAGAGACACACACACACACGCAUACACACACACACACACACACACGACAUACCACUUCCUGCAGAUGUAAAUGAAGCAUCCUGCUUGUGCUCCUUCAGAGAAUCCAAAUUGAUUCUGUACAGCAUUUUCAGUGUCGUUCUGGAGUCAGAAAAACGAUUCUGCCUCUGAGCCACUGACAGCAUGCUUGCACUUUACAAGAAGCAAAACAAAAUGAAAAAUGUCUCCAUAUUGUCAUUUGGUGAAUAUCACACGAUAUAGUCAUAGGAAAUUCGUUAUUUGCAUUUUGGUCGUUGCAUCAUGGUCUCGUCACAGCGAUUUUGUUUAACAAGGAAUGUGACACAAGUCUUCUAAAUCAACCGAGCUCGUAUAUGGUGGUUCAUUCGAGGAUGCGACGGAUGCGAGCCGGACAGAUGCACACGCGUGGACGAAGACAGCACCAUUCAGGAUACCAACUAAUUAAGAAACCGGAUAUGUGCCUCGUCUUGACAAUGUUUAUUCUAUUCCAGCACUUGAUCAACAUAUUUCUCAAGCCCAGGCCCACGAUUUCUGAUUUGCAUACUGACUAAGUAUUAUCGAAGAAAAACUCUCGCUUUACACGGUAUUUAUAUAGUCGUAUUUAGUAGAAGCAAGUGCUGAUAUUAUGACAUUAUGGAGGAAGAUAACGUCGGCCAGCAACGAAAGCAAUAAUUUCGGGUGAGCCACUACCUUCUUUGCUUUCAUUCGUCGACAAAGGGGACGACGGGAAUAAAUUGGAUAACUUACCGGGUUCAUUUAUGAUUGGGGUAGGAGGAGGAAGGUGUUAAAAGAUAUAUCGAUACGUGCAUUGUUAGCACAUUGACAUUUCCUUGUUUCUUUUUCAAUAAUAUUCGUGCUAAAUGACAGCGAUCUGCACCUGUCUUUUCAUCAUCGAUUCUUAGCUCAUGAAAUAUAUCACAGUUAUAGUACGGAGCCACAAAACCAUUCCAUUAUACAUUUCCCUCUCUUCUCCUUCAUUGUGACUGACUAUCCAUUGGAAGCAUGGAAGCAAAGAGCUCCCGGAGUUCUUCAAAGACGGAGGUGGGGUAUUUUUGCGCAACUGGAAGGAUGGCACGGUGCUCGACCAGCUCACUUCGCCGAGUCAACUCACCCCUUCCGCAGUGCUGAACGGGAGGUACACGGUCAGCUACAACCUCGUGCACGAGUGGGACGCAUCGGUACAACAGUAAACGUCGCUUGUUGAACUUCAUAGCAGAGUAUAUAUUUAUAAUUACAUAUAAACAUUCGUCUAUGUAGUUGCUCACUUGUAACGCAGAAUACAUUUAGCUAUACUAGUGUACUUACUUCUGCAAAUUUUUCGUUCUACAAAUAAUGACUUGAUGUUGUACGAAGCUGUAAGAGUAAGUGAUUUAUUAUGAUAUGACUGAUGACGUUGACGAUCAUACUUCGAUUAAGAUCCACAACCAUUUUCAGCGCAAAUGGACAGUAUACUGGACCGGAAGUCCACAUGCGGUGGACCACUGCAAGAAGCAUUUAAGCCAGGUUUUUUUUUGCAAUGUCUCCAUCAAGCAAUACCUAUCAAAAGUAGAAAAAAUGUUCGGCUCAGGAGUAGGAAGAUACUUAUGGCGGUAGAUGUUAAGGGCAGUUGAUGGAGGUGUCGCGACGACAAUGAAAAAAAACUACUUCUUCUAAAGAGUCUUUGUUUUUUCGAAUUCCGAGAUCUGAGCCCGGGCUACCUUCUGAAAGCAAAAAGCACCACUCGAGAUCUCGAGCACUUGUAUUUCUGUUUUACCUUUAUGGAUUUGAUUUUCAGUAGUAUUACCCUGCGUGAGGCUUCGUCGUGACGUAACUCUAUGACGCCAGUAGGCAGUUUGCGCGGUACUUUGUGCGAGUAAUGGUAGUGCCUUUGCUCCUAGUUCUUGAUCAUUGUAAAUCGUAGGGGCAGUAGCGUAGUUUGUUAAGGAGAUUAAGAACUCCCCUCUACGCCGGUAGCUACGCGGAAAAUAUGUAGGCAGGUACUGACUUAUCUGAGCUUGCUUGCGCAGAGGUUUGGAUAUAUUGGAACUCGCCCGCGAUACAAAAAAAAAAAAGCGAGGUAAAUUGUAUUGCGUUGUAUUGUAUUCUUCCUCUUGGUCUUAGGCCUGUUAUUCAUCACGACUUUACUUCGUCCAGGCCAUUUGCCUGAGGUCUUACAUAAUCGAACUAAUAUUGUGUGAUACCCAGAGGCAUGACUGAUCUUGCUGGCCGGCAUCGUUUGCGUUUCGGAUUGUGGAUAUUAGAAAUUUCGAAAAGGUAGUACUACUACUAGGCGUUAGGGACGGUUCAAGUACUAGACAUCAGAGAGGAUUGCAAUUAACCACGUCGCGAUUGAAUCCUCCAACACGUGCCUAGGUUUUUGCAUGGGAUUCGGCUGUGCACGUUCGAUCCGGCAUGGCUGCCGGUGAACAAGUACGACCGAGAGUUGUCACAAUCUUAGGAUUGGUUUUUCAUCAUUUCCCACACCGAGUGUGUUGAGCGGGUAUACCUUGGUACUUCUCAAGGGCGCUCUUAACAGAAUAGUGGAGAGCGACGGCACACUCAAUUCAGGAUGAUGAAGUACUCCUAUCAAAGCUAAGAUUAGUUUGUUCCCAUCCUACCACUGAGUGGGGACCCGCCGACGAAACUUUUCUCGCGUUUGGACAUAGAGAUUCAAAAUAUGGGUGGAGGAUGUUCAUUUGAUAGUUUUUUUAGAUUGAUUGUGUCAGGCAACUACCAGCUGCACCACAAUCUACGUCUAAAUUUUUUCUCGAUUAUGAUUAUUUAGUUGAGCAUGAUUAUGAGCAGCCUGCUUCAAGAGGCUUCAAGAGUACUUUCAUGGAGUGACUCCUUAUCGCGGAUCCGCCUUUGGAUUUCCAGACCUGCGAAGGCGACUUGAGGCCGGACGGGGCCGAAGCUUCUUUCGAGAAAAUUUACAAUGCGGUUGGGAAAAGGGUAGAGAUUACGAUUGAUUUUUUUAGCGAUCAUUGGGAUAUAGCUCGUCAACUAGAAUAAGUACAUAGAAUAUUUCGUGCUUUAUUUCCAUACAUUGUACCUGGAACAGAGUCAGAAUUUAUAGGCACUGCACAAAAGAAAUUCAUGCUGUUGCCCGUUACCAAUGCUUGUGUUGAUGGAAAAUUCAUGAUCAAUCUUCAGAUGUAUCAUUGCCCCUGUCAACACGGGGCUGGGCUAUUCGCUUGCACAAAGGAGGAGGCACUGGAUAAAAACUACGAGGCUUGCGAAACGUGCCACCUCGUUAUGAGAUAUUCUUGACUCAAGCUAUCUAGUUUUGUAUGAAUGAUCAGUGGUGGAGGAGGUGGUGCAUUGAUUUGAUAGAAGCGAACUAUAAUUGCGCGUCUUGUUUGGAGUUGCAGAAACAUAGCUCAGCGUCAUGGACGAAGUCCCCAUCAUCAUAAAUCAUUUUAGGUACUACAACCAUCAAGAUCAAGGUAAUCAUCUUUUCCUUCAUCAUUAGGUGCUUCACUGUGAAGAUGAUUAUAUUUUCGAGGCUCAGCUUUUCUUCUUUCUAAUUUGUGUAAAGACUACAAACUUGACCCAGCGACACAUCGCUGCGUUUACCAAGGAUUUCUUCCCGAGUUUUUCGCUGCAAACUUCGUGCCCAUAAUGAUCGGAACCAGUAUCAAGUUCCUUUUUCAACUGCGUAGAGGUAGAUAUCGAAUGAACCACAAACUUGCUUGUUGUAAUCGUUCUGCUCUAGUAUUAAGAGUAGCAAGUCUCGGCUAUCGCAACCAUUACCCGUUCUUGUCCUUGCUACUCUUCGACUUCGUCCUUCUUCUGCGGAUUCAUCUCAGGUGCCCUGAUCAUUUUGUGUUUCUGCGGUUCGUUCUUCUACCUUACUAUGGUGGUCGACCCGCAAGCGAAGAGCGAUAGGGCCGCUGAGGGCUUUGAGUAUCUCAAUGACGAAGCAUGGGCGUCGCAGUACGACAAUCAAAACGUGCUCGAGUACGGUACUUCUUCUACCUGUUAUUUCCCUGAUGUUUGGUCUUUCACCUGCCUUGAUUUCGGGAGCUAUUAGGAUUCAAAGUGGCAAGGGUGCUAUGAAUGCUCAAUAAAAAAGAUAUGAACACUAGUAGUGUAAUCAGCCUGCUUGAUGUUGAUCGACGUUUUCCAGGUGCUAAUGCUGGAGCGGUGGACCCUGCAGAGCUUGCGUAUGCUGAGCCAGGCGCGGUCGACCCUGGUUGGGGAGGUGGAGGAUACCAGCCAGGAGGCGGCGUCGAGUACGGACUCGACCCAGGGGGAUACGGUGCAGAGCCUGGUUAUGGCCAAGAGGGCUAUGCACAGGAAGGCUAUGGACAGCAGGGAUACGGCCAGGAGGAGUAUGCCCAGCAGGAGGGAUAUGGAUACUAGGAGCACCCAACGCAUCACUAGGCUGUUGCCUUCUUACGGAAGUAGGAGCGCCUACUGCUUGGUAAAGAAAUUCCAACGGUUGGAAUAAAUUGAAAUUCCACCUUCGAACAUCGGUUAUGAGGAGGUCUAAUGUGAUGGGGAUCCAAGGAUUUGAUGGACUUGACUCAUAUUUUUUCCUGGCAUCUUUUUUUUGUAUAUCUAGCUACUAGGUACCAACUCCAAUCUUCGAAGAAAUAAGACAGACAAGCAGUGUCUCAUGUCGUUCUUGAUUACAAAUGCAAAGUGGCCCAAUGCAUGCAGCUACAAGUGAAUUAUUACGCAUAAAUGCUUCAGGCUUAGCUAUGGAUGAGAUACAGAGGUUGACUUACGUAUGCUCGGCAUCGAAAUUAACUUGUCUUUCUGUAGGUGUAGAACUGUCGGAUGUGCUCUCGCUGUAUAGAGCAGCCGAAAUUGAAUCCUCUCUGAAGAUUCACUCUAUACUGUGGCUUCCUCCAUUGUGAUCGUGUUUCGCUAGUCUUUUUGUCGAACGUCGUAUGAAACUAAAACCGUCAGGAAACUAUCAUCCAUCGGAAACACUAGUCAGCUGUAUCAGCAAGGUAUCUACUCUCUUCCAGUAAUGAACAUGUUAUGUUUUUUUUUGUAAGCAUAGUAUAAUCAUUUUCAGGUUCAAGAGUUUGUUCGAGCCUUGUGUACAAUGCUUGGGUUCAUGAAUCAAACCUGAAUAGUAGAUCAAAAGACUCAAGUCGUAAACGUUUCUCUUUUUAGCUACCACUUAGCGUGACCCAUUCGUAAGGAAAUUAACAGAAAAUGGUUGACGCGAGCCUGCAAAUACAAUCACAUUCUGGUGUCGGAAAGGGAGAACAGUCGGCGUUCGACGGAAUAUGCGGAUAGUCGUCCCCGUUCUGGUGCUGUUUCCGUUGUCUGUAGGACCCUGUGAGUGUAAAAAAUACACUACUUGUGGCUUAGAUUCAGCCUGGUUGUGAAAGUGGAGCAACUGCUGCAAGUCAAGAGCGCCAACGUGGGUUUUGGUAUCGACCUAAAGAUAAGAAUAAGUGUCCUUCUCGAAAAAUCUGAAGUUAUAAUGGCUUCUCCAUAAUUGACAUUUCUCAUAUUCCUACUUUUCGGGUAUCG
Molecule: messenger RNA, 8354 nt
Organism: Amoebophrya sp. A25
Lineage: Eukaryota; Dinophyceae; Syndiniales; Amoebophryaceae
Source: the annotation of a GenBank genome assembly